GUCCAAACGAUAGCACGAUCCUCAGACUCGGCCAAUGAGCGCUCGGGUCGCGAGGGCAUAUAUAGAGGGGCGGCGGGGGGUCACCCGCGAAUGAUGUACCGACGGAGAAGAAAACCGUAGAUCUCCCGAAGAGUUCACGUUACUUACCGUGUACUCGGGUCCAAAAAAGAAAGAAUCAGUUGCACUUCAAAGGAGUCAGGAUGGCAUAUGGAGGCCAUCAAAGUAGAUACCAGGCCAGUGUGAACACGACGUUACCCUCACUGCAGGAACAGGACACGGCAUCCUUCGUGCCCUGGUCUCAUGAUGAUCCCCACGAACUCAUCAACUGUGUCCAGAGCAGCCUCCCGACAAGGAAACCUCCUUUGAAUACUGAGUAUGAUUUUGCGGCAGAUCUACAGGGUCUAGUGUCAAAUAUUUUGGCUGAGGCCCAGUCCCAGGACAGCUACCCUGAACGGAGCCUACCUACAUGUAAUCCCUUCUGGUCUCCAAAGACACUGAAAGAAGAACUGCUGCGGUAUUUUCAAUCAGAGACUAAAGCGCAACACAGCCCCACCUUUCCUUCAAACUAUGUGUCCCACGAGGCUUUCGGCAAAGCACAGGGACAGUCGGUGCACAAGGAUGUUGAAGAGUUCAGUCAACAGCCCAAUGGCAUUGGUAUAAAUCAACAAUGGCAUUUUAAUUUGGCUAAUGGUGACAGUGACCACUACACCCUCCACCCUCAGAAGCUACAAAUGCCCAAAGUAGGAAACACUUACAUGUCACAGAUGCAACAAAGCAAUUGUGACAACACAUCAGCUGAUAAAGACAGAGGAGACAAUCAGCCUGCGGAUAAUUUCCCUCACUUCAAUGAUGUCUUUACAUCUCAAGGCCAAAUCAACAGCCCCGGCUUUGAUCCUUACUAUGAAGACAACUGCUCCCAGAGCAGUGCCAAGCACAUUAGCAAUGUGCCACAAGACAUUAACCAACUGGUCAGUAGUUUUCAGUCCUUCAUGGCUCGUGAGCCUGACAGCCUUUGUCACAGAGACUUCCCAAACAUGCACAAGCAGACAUUUGGCAUGCUCCACGAAGACAGCGCGGCCGAACAAUGGAAAAUCACCAGCCCCACCGGGUCAACACACAGUGCUCCGGCAAUGCAGACCCAGAAAGAGCCGGUGGGAGAAUAUGGGAUUGUGCAGAGGAAUGGAGGCGCAAGGAAGCAGUCGUACAAACGCGACGUCUUUCAAAAUCACCUGCUGGAGGAGCCAUACUCAGCAUCCGUAAACCUCCCGAACCAAUACCAAAACAAGACGAGGACACACCGAGAGAACUCUAAUGUGAGCGCCAACCAGUAUCCAAAGCAUCACAUGUCGCAGGGCCAAGUACAGAACAAAAUCAAGCCACAGAUGCAGAAAGAAAAGAAGACGUCUGGCUUUUUGGGAGAAGCCUUCUCUAAAAUCCCCCUAACCUCCACUCACAUGAGAGAUGGGGAUAAGAAACAGAUUUACUCACAGAGCCCGUGCUUUGACCUUCAGGGAGGCAUGCAGCCUCAGAGGUUUAAUGGAGAAAACAGCAUGGUCAGCGCAGGGAACAGUACACAUCAGUGCAUGCCUCUCAUGUAUCCGGCAAGUCACCCCAGAGGGCGCCCCGGCACUCCCAUCUACAUCAGCUCUAGAUCCACUCUGCCCUACGGAGGUGCAGCCCCAGGCACGGACGUCAGGGAAAUGAUGACCCACAGAGGAGAUAGCCUGUACCAUGGCAGGGCCUCGGCUGUGCUCAGUCCCAUGGUGAUGAAUCAAGGAGGACCUGUGAUCCAGCUUUACGUCUACCUGGAUGAGUGUUACGAGCAGUGGAAGUGUUUAGAGAAGGAGAGAAAGAGGGCCGAGGCCAUCCUUAACAAGACGUUUGACGGGAAACGGACUGCAGCGGUGGCCAACGCUUCUCUACCAAAAACCCCACCAAACCCCACCAGAGUCGACCACCUCGUUGUCAAACAGAUGAGAGAGCAAUCAAAGGUGGUAGGCCUUCUGUGUAGGAUGGAGAGUCUGACUGACAGUCCCCUCCACAUCAACAUCAGCACAGCACCGAACACGCAUCACAAGGCGAUCUGCAACCUGCAGACGAGACGCAAGGAGGAGAUUGCCCACAUGUCCAAGCACCCGCAGCAGAGAUCUCACAUCACAGAGCGCCAAGACGUCAUGCUGUUCGUCGCGCUGAAGGACCUGGCGGCCGCCACAAGGAAGCUCCGCACAGCCCUGUGGUGCGCUCUGCAGAUGACGCUGCCCAAACCUGUCAAAAAGCAGCAGGACCACAUACACCAGGCCGCUGCACGUCGGGAGCAGAGUGCCUCUCCACUCGAGGGAUACUCGUUUAGGUUUUGACUUAACGGGCAACAAGCACGACGAGUUCAAUGUCCUGAUUAAAUUAAAUCCAGAAAAUUUCCCGUUUAUAAAUUUCCCACAGGCAACAGAGAUGAAAUCUUUUUUUUUAUUUUUGUAUUAUUAUUAUAACUUACCUGCAAGUCUGCAGUGACAUUUUACCCACAACACAGAGAUCAUUGCCAAAUAUAAUAAGAUGGAUGGGAUUUGAAGUGUGAUGACGGACGGCCGCCUCUGCCUGUGUAGGAAUUGCAUGAAAUGUAAUAAAUCCCACCGCAUCCUAACUCCAUAACGUGAAUCUUGCUCCUUCGCGGUUGUAUUUAAAAGAAACUUAUUUAUAUGGAAGAUUUCAGUGAAUUUCUUCAUUGUUUUACUUGGAAUUUAAUGGGUACCUCAGUUCUGGGUAUUCCCAAGAAAUAAUUAAAUUAUAAAGGGAAGUAGUAGUUUAAAAAUGAACAUGGUAAAUAUCAGAAUGUUUUCUGAAAUGUUCAAACUAUUUUCAGCCGCUUCAAUCAUUCUCAUGUAACUUCAAUAUGCUUUAAUCAGAGAUAAAAAAAAAAAGUAUUUAUAUCCUUACCUACGAUUCGGUGAACUGUAAUAGUAUUCUGAAAAAAAAGUUCAGUUUUAAAUUUAAAUCACAUUUUUAAAUAGACAAUAUUUAUGGGAAUCAUUCUCGCCAGUGAUGUGUAACCGCUAAGUUAAUAAAGCAGUUGUCUGGAUACAGUUACGUCUUUGAAGACCACAUCAGCUGUUUGAUAUUUUAUACACCGUUAUCUGAAAUGUUGUUAAGUUUGUGAAACUUGUACAAUUGUUGUACUGAGAAUGUUUUAAUUCAUCUGCUUUUAAGUCAGAUGUUUGAACUGACAUAAUAUACUUAAAGUUCCAUGUUCUACAUUUAAAUGUAUUAACCAUACUUACACAAAUAUUGUUAUUAGUUAAAUGUGACUGUUUGUCCUCCUAGGACCAAAGUUUGUAUCCUUUAAUAGACACGUGUUGCCUUAUUCCUCAGUCAGCGCACCUCUGGGAAUAUGAAGGGGGCCAUUUUGUUCUCUGUAAAGUUAAUGCUCAUGUUUGCGCCCCUUCCCCCUCCACUCCCCUUGUUUCGUGUGCUGAAAAGUUGGAAUAAAGUCAUUGAAACUGCUGGAAA
Scophthalmus maximus (turbot) is the source of this 3501-nucleotide messenger RNA. It is a transcript of the gene meioc, whose product is annotated as minamoto. Gene Ontology annotation, cellular component: cytoplasm; nucleus. Lineage: Eukaryota; Metazoa; Chordata; Actinopteri; Pleuronectiformes; Scophthalmidae. The transcript is spliced from 8 exons. Gene Ontology annotation, biological process: female meiosis I; mRNA stabilization; male meiosis I. The record is from RefSeq and is a predicted model, not a curated record. The coding region runs from base 201 to 2357 and encodes 718 amino acids.